Molecule: messenger RNA, 3004 nt
Organism: Nerophis lumbriciformis (worm pipefish)
Lineage: Eukaryota; Metazoa; Chordata; Actinopteri; Syngnathiformes; Syngnathidae
Gene: trpt1
Product: tRNA phosphotransferase 1
Biological process (GO): tRNA splicing, via endonucleolytic cleavage and ligation
Molecular function (GO): tRNA 2'-phosphotransferase activity
Source: RefSeq, a predicted model, not a curated record
GUGACCACACUCUUGCGGAGAGCGCAAGUCGUGUUGACAGUUGUUUGGUGGCGUAUUUUUAAGAGUGACAAUGGACUGUGGGAAAGGAGAAAGAGGAGGAAGGAGAGGAAAGAGAGGCAGCCGUGGCGUGGAGGAUAAAGAUGUCAGAUUGUCUAAAUCUUUAUCCUACGCUCUUCGCCACGGAGCCAGCCAGAUGGGUCUUCACUUAAGUUCAGAUGGUUUUCUGUACGUAGAUGACCUCCUGGCUCACCCUCAGUUCCGCUGGUACAAACUGGAAGAUGUGCAAAGAGUGGUUGCCACAAAUGACAAGCAGCGUUUUAAGCUGUGUCCUCAUCCUGAAGACAGUCGCUUGCAGAUUCGAGCCAAUCAGGGCCACACCAUGCAGGUGACGGAUUUAGAGCUGAAGCCUGUCCUGGCUGGGUCCCCCGACUGCCCGGUUGAGGCUGUCCAUGGCUCCUACAUGCACAACUGGACCUCCAUCCGGCAGCACGGCCUGAGCCGCAUGAGAAGGACACACAUCCAUCUUGCCCCCGGCUUGCCAGAGGAGCAUGGCGUCAUUAGUGGAAUGAGGAAAGACUGCGAUCUGGCUGUAUUUAUCCAAGUGCACGAAGCUCUUGCUGACGGCAUCCAAUUCUUCUGGUCAGAGAACCAUGUGUUGUUGACCCCAGGGGACGCAGAGGGAAAACUUCCCCCCAAAUACUUCAGCCGAGCUAUAAGACUCAAACCGACUCGGAGCGUACUGCCUCUGUCGUAGCAGCAGAGGAAUGAGAAACAUUGGAAGGAUUCACUAUUGCACCCUUGGAGGGAAAAAGAGGAAAUCUGACCCAAUGGACUGGACUCUCACACUAUUAUAUUAGAUCCACUAUGGACUGGACUCUCACUAUUAUGUUAGAUCCACUAUGGACUGGACUCUCACUAUUAUGUUGGAUCCACUAUGGACUGGACUCUCAAACUAUUAUGUUGGAUCCACUAUGGACUAGACUCUCACUAUUAUGUUAGAUCCACUAUGGUCUAGACUCUCACUAUUAUGUUAGAUCCACUAUGGUCUAGACUCUCACUAUUAUGUUAGAUCCACUAUGGUCUAGACUCUCACUAUUAUGUUAGAUCCACUAUGGACUGGACUCUCAAACUAUUAUGUUGGAUCCACUAUGGACUAGACUCUCACUAUUAUGUUAGAUCCACUAUGGUCUAGACUCUCACUAUUAUGUUAGAUCCACUAUGGUCUAGACUCUCACUAUUAUGUUAGAUCCACUAUGGUCUAGACUCUCACUAUUAUGUUAGAUCCACUAUGGACUGGACUCUCACUAUUAUGUUAGAUCCACUAUGGACUAGACUCUCACUAUUAUGUUAGAUCCACUAUGGACUGGACUCUCCCUAUUAUGUUAGAUCCACUAUGGACUGGACUCUCACUAUUAUGUUAGAUCCACUAUGGACUGGACUCUCACUAUUAUGUUAGAUCCACUAUGGACUAGAAUCUCACUAUUAUGUUAGAUCCACUAUGGACUGGACUCUCACACUAUUAUGUUAGAUCCACUAUGGACUGGACUCUCACUAUUAUGUUAGAUCCACUAUGGACUGGACUCUCACUAUUAUGUUAGAUCCACUAUGGACUGGACUCUCACAAUAUUAUGCUAGAUCCACUCGACUUCCAUUGCACCGGUCGCCCAUUGGGGGGUCCCCACAUCUGCGGUCCCCUCCAAGGUUUCUCAUUGUCAUCCCAUUGGGUUGAGUUUUUUUUGCCCUGAUGUAGGAUCUGAGCCCAGGAUGUCGUUGUGGCUUGUGCAGCCCUUUGAGACACUUGUGAUUUAGGGUUAUAAGUAAACAUUGAUUGAUUGAUUGAUCGAUCAAUGACAAUAAAGGUAUUCUGAUUCUGAUCUGCAAUGUUUAUAGCACGAUGUGGCGAGGGACGACUGUAUUUUGUAUUACUGACUAUAGUAGUAUUUUCCACAUUAACUAAAGACUUGGUUUAAAAACAGCAGCAUGGCUCACAUGGCAGAGCGGUCGUCCAGAAACUAGAGAGGGUAUGAUCCGAGUCGCUGCCGUUGUGUCCUUGGGCAAGGCACUUUGCCAAUCUGGCUGCCAGUGCCACCUGCCCUAUGGUAUGGAUGUUUACUGCAGAAAUAUUCAUAAUCUCAAUGGGACUUCCCUGCAUGAAUACAUUACAAAUAUUUUUCCUAUAAAGUACGGACUUAUAUUGUGGUCAGUUCAGUAUUUCUCCAUGGACAACAAUGUUGCAUAUUGAGAUAAAGCGUGGACACUUACAUUGAACAAGAAUGGCUAAACAGACACAACAAAAACAUGCUUUUAUUUACCAACAUAUGAAUGAAGACAGAAUAUUACAAACCCCGUUUCCAUAUGAGUUGGGAAAUUGUGUUAGAUGUAAAUAUAAACGGAAUACAAUGAUUUGCAAAUCCUUUUCAACCCAUAUUCAAUUGAAUGCACUACAAAGACAAGAUAUUUGAAGUUUUUCUUUGCAAAUAAUAAUUAACUUAGAAUUUCAUGGCUGCAACACGUGCCAAAGUAGUUGGGAAAGAGCAUGUUCACCACUGUGUUACAUGGCCUUUCCUUUUAACAACACUCUGUAAACGUUUGGGAACUGAGGAGACACAUUUUUUAAGCUUCUCAGGUGGAAUUCUUUCCCAUUCUUGCUUGAUGUACAGCUUAAGUUGUUCAACAGUCCGGGGGUCUCCGUUGUGGUAUUUUAGGCUUCAUAAUGCGCCACACAUUUUCAAUGGGAGACAGGUUUGGACUACAGGCAGGCCAGUCUAGUACCUGCACUCUUUUACUAUGAAGCCACGUUGAUGUAACACGUGGCUUGGCAUUGUCUUGCUGAAAUAAGCAGGGGCGUCCAUGGUAACGUUGCUUGGAUGGAAACAUAUGUUGCUCCAAAACCUGUAUGUACCUUUUAGCAUUAAUGGCGCCUUCACAGAUGUGUAAGUUACCCAUGUCUUGGGCACUAAUACACCCCCAUACCAUCACAGAUGCUGGCUUUUCAACUUUGCAC